Prorocentrum cordatum is the source of this 856-nucleotide messenger RNA. The record is from the annotation of a GenBank genome assembly. Lineage: Eukaryota; Dinophyceae; Prorocentrales; Prorocentraceae.
GGGGCAAAUGCAACUGGGGCCCACGUGUAUGUGGAGAGCCGUGAUGAGUUCAAGGGAGUGAAUCACGAAAUCUAGAUUUCUUCGACAAUCUUGGCAGCACUGAGGGCCAGCCGCACGCCUAUCAUGCAGAUGCCCCUGGUGCGUUUCCAACCCCGCGACCUCAACGUUGCCGUUCAUGUACGCCGGGGAGACGUGGAUGCUUGGGUCCCUGGCAGGGGUACGACCCACGAGUACUACCUUUGGCUGAUGAAUAUCAUGCGGAGCAAGGUGCCCUACGCGAAGUUCCACAUCUUCAGCGAGCAGCGUCGGCGAAGCAACAACAUCGACGAGUUCGACCAGUACAGCAAGUUGGGUGCUACUGUGAAUCUGGACACGGAGGCAAUUGAAACGCUUGCGCAUUUUGCCAGAGCCGAUGUCCUUGUUACUGCGAAGAGCAGCUUCUCAUACGCUGCAGCCCUCCUGAACCCGAAUUGCGUACUUUCCCAGAAGUGGAUGUUGGCGGUGCCUGGGUGGGUGCCCCUACCAAAGUCAGAGCAUCUUGGGAACGACGCUAUUGAAACGCUCAGCCAGCAGAUCGGCAACUGCAUGUUGAGCAUCGCAACGCGGAAAUUUGGCGGGCAGGAGUGAGCCCUCUUCACGAUGGGGAGGUUUACUAAAGGGAGAUUUGUCCACCGCCGGUAAAGCGAGGUUUGCUCGCUUGUACGAUCCUUGCAUAAUCGUGAUUACGUUGGGGGAUGUGGAGCCGACGUCGGCUGACGUCGGCUUCUCGCACGAGCGUUGGAGGCAUUCUCAAACAUAGCUUUAAGUCGGGCCUGUCCCCCUACAGGGGGAUCUUCGACGAAAAAUAAAAAUCUUC